This is a messenger RNA of Fraxinus pennsylvanica, 306 nucleotides long. Lineage: Eukaryota; Viridiplantae; Streptophyta; Magnoliopsida; Lamiales; Oleaceae. The record is from the annotation of a GenBank genome assembly.
AUGUACCCUUGCUGCUUUGUCCUCCAGCAAACUGAUUCUCAAAGAGGACGGUUGUCUCGCACUGGUAGUACAUCUAAGAGGGCGGUACUAUCAAGCAGCAGGCCAAGCUCCUACGGAGAAGCCAGCGAAAAUCGCAAUAGCCGGUUAGGCUCAGGCAGCGGUCGACUAUCCACCAUUCAAAGAUUACAGCCUGGAUUUGAGUCCAAAUCGUCUUCUUUUACUCGUGCUACAGUCUCUAGAGGUGGCCAUGAUGAUGCUCUCCGUAGCUUCCAUCUUCUAAGAGUUGGCUCAGGGAAAAGGAAAUAA